CACCUGCGGGCGCUGCCCCGUCCCCAGGUGCGCUCCUCCUCCUCCUCCUCCCGGCCCGGGGGCGCGGCCUAGGCCGGACGGGGGCGGGGCCGCGCAUGCGCCCGUGGGUCGCGGGAGCCGCCGCGAGUGUAUGUGCGCGCGUAGCGGCGGCACGGUGCGCAGCGCGCGGGAGCUGCAACGGCGGGCUGCGGUGCUGCCGCUCCGCUCCGGCCGUCGCCAUGUCCGCCGCCAUCGAGCGGGAGUUCCAGGAGAUCGACGCCACGAACGACUGGCAGGCGCGUUAUCUGGAAAUUCGGCAUAAAUCCAGUGACUACCCUCAUAGAGUUGCAAAAUACCCAGAAAACAGAAAUCGAAACAGAUACAGAGAUGUUAGUCCAUAUGAUCACAGUCGAGUAAAACUGCAGAACACAGAGAAUGACUAUAUCAAUGCCAGCCUAGUGGUCAUAGAAGAAGCCCAGAGAUACUAUAUCUUAACACAGGGUCCACUACCUAAUACGUGUUGUCAUUUUUGGCUAAUGGUAUGGCAGCAAAAAACCAAAGCAGUUGUUAUGCUGAACAGAAUUGUUGAAAAAGACUCGGUGAAAUGUGCACAGUACUGGCCAACGAGAGAAGAAGAAGUUAUGAUAUUUAGUGAAACAGGUUUCCGUGUGAGGCUAGUAUCGGAAGACGUCAAAUCCUAUUACACUGUUCACCUACUGCAAUUAGAAAAUAUCAAAAGUGGAGAAUCCAGGAUGAUAUCUCACUUUCAUUAUACUACGUGGCCAGAUUUUGGAGUUCCUGAAUCCCCAGCUUCAUUCCUGAACUUCCUUUUUAAAGUCAGAGAGUCCGGUUGCCUAAAUCCUGAACACGGACCUGCAGUGGUUCACUGUAGUGCAGGGAUAGGACGAUCCGGCACUUUUUCAUUAGUAGACUCCUGUCUUGUUCUGAUGGAAAAAAAGGAUCCAUCUUCUGUAGAUAUUAAGAAGGUAUUACUGGAUAUGAGAAAAUACCGAAUGGGACUUAUUCAGACACCCGAUCAACUAAGAUUUUCAUAUAUGGCUGUAAUAGAAGGAGCAAAAUUUAUAAUGGGAGAUUCGACUAUACAGAAACGGUGGAAGGAGCUCUCUAAGGAGGACCAGGCGCCAAGUAGUGAGCAGUCUCCCCCACACCCAGCCAAAAUAACCACCGAGAAGUACAAUGGGAACAGCGUAGGCCUGGAGAGUAAAGAUCAGAUGGAGAAAAUAAAUACUGGCCUGUCCACUAAGGUUCAAGAUGGCACAGAUGGAAAUGUUGAAAGCGCUGUCCGAAAACGACUGCGAGAAGAUAGGAAAGCUAACACAGCACAGAAGCUCCAGCAGAUGAAGCAGAAACUAAAUGAGACUGAAAGAAAAAGAAAAAGGCCGAGACUGACUGACACCUAAGCCUCCAAGACUUGUGAAUAUUCUGCAGCUAUAAACUGCAAAUUAUUGACAUGCAAAGCGAGACAUGAACCCCUCUUCGGGAACAAAAGUGAGGUCUGUUAAGUACCAGGAGGACCUCAGUUAUCUGUUUACAGCGUAAACCGCAUCCAGGGGACGAAGAACACCACCAGCAUGCUACUUUGCAAAACAAAACGACUUGCCGUCUUGUGUUUUUAUAAUGCCUGUAUUAAUGUAAGAGAAAUAAAUUAGGAAAUAUUUUGUUUUGUACUGCCGCUCUUAUUGUAUUUUUAUACGAUUUUGGCAGCAUUAAAUAUUUUUUUAAAUGGACAACGUGCUGUUGUGUGCGAAUGAUGUUAGGAAGCAACUGUUAAAAGCUUAUUUGGAGCUAGAAGAAAUGUUUCACCUCACGGUGUUUCUGUCUUAACUGGAACGUUGCAACAUAUUCUUGCUAGAAUGGGCUUUAUGCAAAUACUUAAUGAAUGCUAAGUAUUGUAGUCUCAGCUGGGAGGAACUCCUGCACAUUUCUUUUGUAAUACACCACUAAGAACGUUAUUUUAUUAAUCUGCCCGGUUGAUUUGGUAAUCCUUAUGUUUGCUACCAAAUAUACACAGAAUGUUCGGAGUAACUUUGGGAAUGUGUUCUGUUGUUCUGCCUUCAGGGAAGGGGGGAGUCUGACUGCCCACCCCUCCCUGCAAUGGAUGGGCUGAGGGCCAGGUGCCCAGGUGGAGCCUUUCAUUAAAGGGUUUUGUAUUGUG
Messenger RNA from Coturnix japonica (Japanese quail), 2155 nucleotides. RefSeq names its product protein tyrosine phosphatase non-receptor type 2 (gene PTPN2). Lineage: Eukaryota; Metazoa; Chordata; Aves; Galliformes; Phasianidae. Gene Ontology annotation, molecular function: protein kinase binding; non-membrane spanning protein tyrosine phosphatase activity. Gene Ontology annotation, cellular component: cytoplasm; nucleus. Gene Ontology annotation, biological process: peptidyl-tyrosine dephosphorylation; negative regulation of receptor signaling pathway via JAK-STAT; negative regulation of ERK1 and ERK2 cascade. The record is from RefSeq and is a predicted model, not a curated record.